Priceomyces carsonii is the source of this 1869-nucleotide messenger RNA. RefSeq lists its product as uncharacterized. Gene Ontology annotation, biological process: DNA-templated transcription; positive regulation of transcription by RNA polymerase II. Gene Ontology annotation, molecular function: DNA-binding transcription factor activity, RNA polymerase II-specific; zinc ion binding; sequence-specific DNA binding. Lineage: Eukaryota; Fungi; Ascomycota; Pichiomycetes; Serinales; Debaryomycetaceae. The record is from RefSeq and is a predicted model, not a curated record. Bases 1 to 1869 code for a protein of 622 amino acids. The transcript has a single exon.
AUGGAUGUGUACUAUAGGAAGCUGAUGGGCAAUGGAACUGUUACUAGCAAAUUCAGACUAGGCACAUCUGCUAGUAAUCCCCGGAGCCCCUCAGGUACUCCGUCUUUAUCUCAGAAAGGGAGAAAUGAAAAGACAUCAGUCGAAUCGUAUGUUGAAGUCUUGCCUCAGAAGAACUCUGUCGAGUCACCGAGUACACACCACCCAAAUAAUUGCGUACGAUGUUAUCGUUUAAAGAAGAAAUGCUCACGAUCCUAUCCCAGAUGCUUGAAUUGUUUGAAAUCGGGCUCUGUUUGUGAUUAUGUCGAAAGAAACAAUAAAAGAACGAAGCGUGACCAGAAGCUUGCUCAGUUACAAGAGCAAGGGUCUCAAGGAGUCACCAAGACUAAUUCACCUGUACUGAAUAUCGGCAAAGAUGUGAAAAUGGAUACUUCUUAUCACAAACCGGUGUCCAUAAGCUCAAUGCUUUUAAAGGAUAUGAAUGAAGAAAACGUGAGGAUUAAUAGAACAAAGGUUUCUGGAGAACAAUCUAUAGAACUUCUUGCAUUGAAAUCAACGGAACUGACUUCUAUGAAUAACCCAAAAGAAGAAUUUAUGACAAUGAAACCUAUAGAAGACGAAGAAUUACCAAUGAUUUUUAUCUCUAAUUAUUUUUCAAACUAUGAGCAUCGAUAUCCAUUUAUUAACAAAAAGUUGUUCUUGGAAGAAUUCAAAAAGAUUGAUUUUAAAAAUGAGGCGAUCAUAACAUUGGAAGUUUAUUUGAUAAUGAGUAUUGGCUGUUUGAUUUAUGAUUCCGGAAAGGAAAAUCGACUCUUUGAUUCGUAUUUUAGUGAGAAGGUCAUCAGAGCGAGCCUUGAAGUCUUGAAUUAUAAUAUAAAUAGUACGACAGAAGAUGACUUGGAAAAUAUGAAAAUACUACUUUUACUCACUAUAUACAGCUUGAAUGUUUCAAAUGAAAGUCUAUGUUGGAGUUUGGUAGGAAUUUUGGAUCGUCUUGUUAUCAAAUUGGAUCUUUUCAAAAACAGUUCUACAGUAAUAAAAGAGAGAAUCUUUUGGUCAACUUAUAUCCAAGAUAAGGAAUUGAGUCUUUUGCUAGGCAGGCCGAGUCAGCUUCCUAAUGAUUCGUUCAUCGGCUUAAGUCCAGUGCUAUCAUCAGUCUUUUACGAAGGUGAAGAAAUCGGCAUUAUCAAUCAAAUAGUGAAGUUUUCUCAACUUCAAAGCUCUCUAUUAACCCUCAAGUUUACUGUCACUUCAUUAAGUGAUGAGAUAAAGAGUGAGCAAUUAAAAGAAUACUCAAGAAAAAUCGAAAAUUGGCGCAUUGAAACGAGUUCGGUAAUUCAGAAAACGAUAUCCCAAACUGUUUUCUUGAAGGAUCACAUCACGUUUAUCAACAUGGACUAUUUUUAUCUCCUUAUUGAAUUAGAUCAAUUAUCCUCGACUGAAUCGUUUCAAUUCACCCUUCAAUUUCUUUCUAAUUCUUUUACGUUGCUUCUUAAUGACAAUUCAAAGACAAACAUAGAAAUAUCAUUGAAUAAUUUGUACUGGUACAAGAAAUUAUUCAAUGUUAUCCUUUUCAAUCUUGAUUCCUUAGAUGGUAUCAUAACAGUAUGUUCUUCUGAGCAAAAUUCAGUUGAGUUGACCUUAAAAUUUGGCGAAUGCUAUGGAAACUUACAACUAAUUGUUAAUAUUAUGAGAUAUGCUCAAUCUAGAUCCCGGGGUUUUCAAGAAAGAGUCAUAGAGAGUUCUGAUUUACUUGAAGAUCUAAAUAAGUCAUGCUCUGCUGUUAAUAUUUCUGAAACUAGUGCGGAAGAGAAAUCUGCAUUAUCAAGAGAAAUAUCGAACUUGAGAAACCACAUGAGAAGAAUACUCUAA